AUGGAAUCGCAUGUUGAGCAAAGUUACCUCAACGGCUUUGCUGGCACAUUCGCGACAUCGUCGAUGGAUGAGCAGAUGUACAUCAGGAGAUGUCUUCGAUGGCAAGAGAAAGAGCUCAGAUACUUGUGUGUACUCCAUAUCAAUUCAAGCCAUUCAGGUUCCAAAGGAGUCUCAAAUAACGGGAAAGAAGUGCACAGUUUUUUGCCGAACGAAUGCGAAGAAGAAAUGACGCAUUGUUUCGAAUCGUACUCGGACGAUAUGUCCCAAAUCACCGCCUCUUGUCAGUCAAUGAACACUGAACAACGACUGCUCGAUGUCUAUCUAUGUAAUUUACCACCAGAAGAAAAGAAAAAGGUAGAAGAACAAGUUGAUAACAGCGAAGACAAGGAAAGUGAAUCGAUUGACGAGGAUGACCGAAACUCCACGUUACAUGGUGAAGAGGAGGAACUCCUACCGAUAACGCUGGACGAACUGCUCAAACUAAACUACCACCACAACUGCAUCCGCCACCGCACGCUUUAUAGAAAUUAUGCACACAUCCAAUAA
Molecule: messenger RNA, 546 nt
Organism: Cooperia oncophora
Lineage: Eukaryota; Metazoa; Nematoda; Chromadorea; Rhabditida; Trichostrongylidae
Source: the annotation of a GenBank genome assembly